AACGUUCUAGGCCUCUGGAGGGCAGUUCCCGUGAUGUCUGGCGCACUGUCGUGUCUUCCUGGGCUGUCCUUCGCUCUCCCGCGGCUGUCUCAGCCCCUUUAAGAGGUCUGCACCCUUUGGCCCGCUUCCGCCAUGGCGGCUCUGCUGCUGGAGGAGGACCAGGUGACUUGCUCCAUCUGCCUGAGUCGCUACUGGAACCCGGUGACGCUGCCUUGCGGGCACAGCUUCUGCGGGGCCUGCAUCCAGGACUCCUGGCGCUGCAGCGAGAAGUUAUGCCCCGUGUGUCGCCAGCCCUUCCCGGAGGGCACCAAGCUGUGCCGCAACGUGACGCUGAGCACCUUGCUGAAGACGCUGCCUCCCGUGCUGCCGGCGCCGGCCACCGCCAUCCUGCGCCAGGAGACCGGCGCCGGCCACAGCGCACGCUGCCCGCGCCACGGGAGGUCGCUCGAGUUCUUCUGUCGCACCGAGGGCCUCUGCGUGUGCAGCGCUUGCACAGUGCACGAGUGCCGCCACCACGAGCGGGCGCUGCUGGACGUGGAGCGCCGCAUGCGCGAGGACCAGCUGAAUGCUAGAGUGGAGGUUACCCGGCAACAGGUCACCGAGGCAGAGAGCCAGCUUCAGGAGCUGCAGCAGCAAAGGAGCCAGAUCGAGAGUUCAGCCUGCACCCUGGCCUCGCUGGUCUCCAGCAGAUUCAGCAGCCUGUUACAGGCGUUGGAAAUGCAGCGGGACUUGACAUUGAGGAACAUAGAGGCAGCCAAGGAGCAGGCGCUGGGCCAGGCUCUGAGCGAGAUACAGCGGCUAAGGGACCACCGGGAGGUCCUGUCUCAGUACAGCCACAGUGUGCAGGAUCUCCUGGGGCAAGCAGAUGAUUGUGUCUUCUUCCAGGAGUUGCAGCAGCUCUCUGAACCUGGAGAGGCCCUUGGGCCACCGACGGCUCCGCAGUGGGAUGAAGUGCAGCAGCUGAACAACGUGAAUGAAUUGCUUAGCCCACUGUGUGGGCUCCUUCUUGAAGAGAAGCCCCCCAGGGUGGCUGCCAGCACUGCCCACGCUGGUCCUGUGGAGGCCUUGGGUCCCCUGCCACCAGUCCCCAGCACAGUGUGCCCGCUGAGGAAGAAACUCUGGCAGAAUUAUCGCAAUCUGACCUUUGACCCGGACACUGCCAACAAGUACCUGUGCUUGUCCCACAAGGACCAGCAGGUGACACACCAUUACCAGGCCCAGGGCCCAGCCAGAUCAGGCAGCUUCGAGCUCUGGCAGGUACAGUGCGCCCAGAGUUUCCAGACGGGACAGCACUACUGGGAGGUGCACACCUCCGACCACUCUGUGACACUGGGCGUCGCCUACCCCAAACUACCGCGCAGAAAGGAGGGGACCCACACAGACAACAUCGGCCGUGGCCCUUACUCCUGGGGCCUCUGCAUCCUGGAGGACAGUAUCCAGGCCUGGCACAACGGCAAGGUCCAGCGCCUGCACGGGGUGCCUGGGCAUCUCCUGGGCGUAGAUUUGAACUUGACCUCCGGCUGCCUCAAAUUCUACAGCCUCGAACCACAGACACAGCUGCUUCAUACCUUCCACGAGCUUUUCAGCCAGCCGCUCUUCCCCGUCUUCUGGCUCCUUGAGGGGAGGACCCUGACUCUUUGCCAUCAGCCGGAAGCCAAGCUCCCUCCCGAGCCCCAGGAAGAGGUCUCAGCCCUCAACUGAGGGAGGCACAGACAGGGCCGCCAUGCCUGUGUGCCCAGGAGUGGCUCAGCCUCUGACUUGGAGACUGCAGGUCACCAUUCUAAAAGGAAUAGCUGGUGGCCUCUUUUGACUCAGAGGAGAGAGAUGGGAGGGGAACCCCUAAAUAAAAGUUUACUUUUUACUCUCUUUGAAGGGGACAGAAGCCGGAAAAAAAUUAAACAGGAAGCCCCAGCCCCAAGCAAAAGCCAAGCUCUUGGCAUUUAGACAUCUGUCUCAGUCAUUGUUCUAUUGCUGUGAAGAGACACCAUGAUCAAGUCAAGUUUGAUUAAAGAAAGCAUUUAACUGGGGGCUUGCUUACAGUUUUAAAAGAUGACUCCAUGAUCAUCAUGGUGGGAAGCAGACAGGCUUGGUGCUAGAGCAGUAGCUGGGAGUUUUACAUCUUGAUCCACGGGUACCAGGCAGAGAGAGAGACUGAACCUGUCAUCUCACCCCCAGUGACACACUUCCUCCAACAAGGCCACACCUCCUAGUCCUUCCCAAACGGUUCCACCAGCUCGAGACUAAGCGCAGGUUGUGGAGAGCAGAUGUGGUGAUAGGCUUUGGUGCUGUGGAUGUGAGCAGCUUGCUCGGCCCAGCUCUUCCAGAACAUGCUUCCAUGAGGGUCCUUGGAUUUUUUUGCUCACAUUUCUGGAAGUAGAAUUUUCCGUGUAUGUGUACUGGGGCUAGAACCUGGAGUAUGUUGAAUGCUAGACAAGAACUCCUCCCUUGGCUGGGUGGUGAUGGCUCACACCUUUAAUCCCAGCACUCAUGAUGCUGAGGCCGGUGGAUUUCUGUAAGUGGCCAGCCUGGUCUACAGAGUGAGUUCCAGGACAGUCGGGGCUACACACAGAAACCCUGACUCAAAGCACAAACAACAACAACAACAAAAUGGAUUCCUCCCUGUCUCACUGACAGCAUCCCCAGCCUGGUAUAAUUUCUUAACCUGAGAUGUCCCGUGUUCGAAUCUUGGUGGUGUUUACAAGGAUGCUCACUCUUGUAACUUCUUUUUCUUUUCUUUUGUAAUCUCUUAAGCAUUUAUCUGUUUUUAUAUGUGUGGGUAAACUUUGUACAAUAAAAAAUUUUAG
Chionomys nivalis (European snow vole) is the source of this 2804-nucleotide messenger RNA. RefSeq names its product tripartite motif containing 65 (gene Trim65). The transcript has 6 exons. Lineage: Eukaryota; Metazoa; Chordata; Mammalia; Rodentia; Cricetidae. The coding region runs from base 133 to 1701 and encodes 522 amino acids. Gene Ontology annotation, biological process: positive regulation of autophagy. The record is from RefSeq and is a predicted model, not a curated record. Gene Ontology annotation, molecular function: protein binding.